CGAAACUCCCUUAGCACCUAACAGGGAAUAGAUAAACAAACAAAUGGCUUCCACUAGCGAAAACAAUAGUAUGAAGAUUGAGCAAGUGAAGACUGCUCCUCACGAAAAGCGUGUUGCUACUCAUUCUCACAUUAAGGGACUUGGUUUACGUGCAGACGGUACUGCCGAACCCAUUCAAUCGGGUUUUGUGGGCCAAGAGAAUGCGCGUGAAGCCAGUGGUAUUGUCGUCGACAUGAUCAAGAGUAAGAGUAUGGCAGGUCGUGCACUUUUAUUCGCUGGUGCUCCCGGUACAGGUAAAACAGCCAUUGCCCUUGCUAUUGCUCAGGAAUUAGGACCCAAGGUACCCUUCCGUCCCAUUGUGGGUUCUGAAGUCUUUUCCAGUGAAAUCAAAAAAACAGAAGUCUUGAUGGAGAACUUUAGAAGAUCGAUUGGAUUGCGCAUGAAGGAAACAAAGGAAGUAUAUGAAGGUGAAGUGACAGAAUUGACACCUGAGGAAACAGAGAAUCCUUUGGGUGGUUAUGGUAAAACUAUUUCGCACGUCAUUAUCGGUCUCAAGACCAUUAAAGGAACAAAGCAAUUGAAGUUGGAUCCCAGUAUUUAUGAGUCCAUUCAAAAGGAAAAGGUGACUGUGGGUGAUGUGAUCUACAUUGAAGCCAAUACCGGUGCUUGUAAGAGAGUAGGUCGUUCCGAUGCAUAUGCUACCGAGUUUGAUUUAGAAGCAGAGGAAUACGUGCCCUUGCCAAAGGGCGAUGUUCAUAAAAAGAAGGAAGUAAUUCAAGAUGUGACACUUCAUGAUUUAGAUGUAGCCAACGCCAAACCUGAGGGAGGCCAAGACAUCAUGUCCAUGAUGGGACAAUUGAUCAAGCCUAAAAAGACAGAGAUUACAGAUAAACUUCGACAAGAGAUCAACAAGAUCGUCAACAAAUACAUUGAACAAGGCAUUGCGGAGUUAGUUCCCGGUGUCCUCUUUAUUGAUGAAGUACACAUGUUGGAUAUCGAGUGUUUUACGUAUUUGAACAGAGCCCUUGAAUCACCUUUAUCUCCUAUUGUGAUUUUUGCUACAAACAGAGGUAUGUGUACCAUUCGUGGUACAGAGGAUGUGGUGUCUCCUCAUGGUAUUCCCGUAGAUUUGUUAGAUCGUCUCUUGAUUAUUCGUACACUUCCUUAUACCGUGGAUGAGAUCAAAGUCAUUAUCACUAUUCGUGCAAGAAUUGAGGGUUUGACUGUAGAAGAUGAAGCUAUUGAACACAUUGCCACAACUGGUAUUAAUACCUCUUUAAGAUACGCUGUUCAGUUAUUGACACCAUCCAGCAUUCUUUCCGAGAUCAAUGGCCACACAUCAAUUACUUUGGACGACGUUAAGGAAGUGGAUGACUUGUUCUUCGACUCCAAGAAAUCUGCCAAGCACUUGAUUGAGCAAGAGUCUCAAUUCCUUGUUUAAAGACCAAAAUCAAUCAUCCUCAUCAAGCUUUUGUACAAAUUAUAUAAAGAAAAAGAAAAAAACCUUAUCAUUCUA
Messenger RNA from Mucor mucedo, 1516 nucleotides. RefSeq names its product RuvB-like 1. Gene Ontology annotation, cellular component: Swr1 complex; R2TP complex; NuA4 histone acetyltransferase complex. The transcript is spliced from 3 exons. Gene Ontology annotation, molecular function: ATP hydrolysis activity; ATP binding; DNA helicase activity. Lineage: Eukaryota; Fungi; Mucoromycota; Mucoromycetes; Mucorales; Mucoraceae. Bases 44 to 1441 code for a protein of 465 amino acids. Gene Ontology annotation, biological process: chromatin remodeling; box C/D snoRNP assembly; regulation of transcription by RNA polymerase II. The record is from RefSeq and is a predicted model, not a curated record.